GAUGUAUUAUAGUGUUCUUACGUCAGGCGGGCGCUUCAUAGCCUUCUUUUAACCUUUUGCAGCAGCGGGCCGCCUCUUCAUUUUGACUCCACAGUCAUGGAGAUUUUGGGUGCAUCUAUAUAUAUAUAUAUAACAAGAUCAUGCGAUGAUAUUAUUUACAUGAAAUAAUAUCUUAUGUUAUCCGUAUAUAUAUACAUCCACACUUACCAUAAUUUCUUCUUGUAAUUUACUCCCAUCGAUCAAAAACAAGAAGAAGAAGAAAAAACACCAUCCGCCUCUUCUCGAUCUCGUUCGUCAUCAUGGACGGAUAUUAUUAUGAUGAGAAUAAUUCUUCGUUUGCUCCGUUUUUAUCGUUGAAAUCUGAGAAUUCGAGAUCGAUGAUGGAAGAAUCCAGAAGAGUUGUGGAGAAGACGACGAAGGAGGAGAAGAAGAAGAAGGCGAGGGGACAGAGAUAUGCUUUCCAGACAAGAAGCCAAGUGGAUAUACUUGAUGAUGGUUAUAGAUGGAGAAAGUACGGCCAAAAAGCCGUCAAGAACAACAAAUUCCCUAGGAGUUACUAUAGAUGCACGUACAAAGGAUGCAACGUGAAGAAGCAGGUACAGAGGCUAACGACGGAUGAAGGAGUGGUGGUGACAACCUACGAAGGUGUCCAUUCGCAUCCACUCGAGAAAUCCACCGACAAUUUCGAGCAUAUUUUGAGUCAGAUGCAAAUCUACGCUUCUUAUUAAUUUGCAGCCUUGAAUUAAACACGUGCGAAUAAACUUAGAACCAUGUCAGAUCAUUUUGUUUUAUUUGUUUUCUGUCCGUGCUCCAAUAAAUUCAGAUUAUUUGCGUUUUUA
Molecule: messenger RNA, 839 nt
Organism: Tarenaya hassleriana
Lineage: Eukaryota; Viridiplantae; Streptophyta; Magnoliopsida; Brassicales; Cleomaceae
Product: probable WRKY transcription factor 75
Exons: 2
Coding region: 300-728 (142 amino acids)
Biological process (GO): regulation of DNA-templated transcription
Molecular function (GO): sequence-specific DNA binding; DNA-binding transcription factor activity
Source: RefSeq, a predicted model, not a curated record